AUGGCCAAAUUCGCCAAGGUCAAGCGAAUACAGAAAAUCAAAAGGACAGCAAAGCUGGACGAAGAAAAGGCAAAGGCACAAACAAAGCUGAAAUCAGAUGAACAAGGAAAUGAGGUGCGUCAUGUUGCAAGACCUAACGCAUCGUUUUUCUUUGAACACAACAAAGCGCUGGGACCGCCCUACCAUGUGAUCGUCGAUACAAACUUUAUCAACAAAUCGAUUCAAAUGAAAAUUGAAAUCGUUCGCGGCGUAAUGGACUGCCUCUUUUCCCGCUGCUUUUUGUACAUCACCGAUUGCGUAGUGGCUGAGAUUGAAAAGCUUGGUCCAAAGUAUCGCAUUGCACUUACCUUUGCUCGAGAUGAGAAUAUUUUUGAGCGACUUCCGUGCAUGCAUAAGGGCACAUAUGCAGAUGACUGUAUCCUUUCGCGCGUAGCGUCGCACCCAUGCUUUAUCGUUGCGACAAACGACAAGGAACUGAAAUCCAGGAUCAGAAAGCUGCCAGGAAUUCCGAUCAUGUAUGUGGCAAAGUACAAAUACUCUAUUGAGCGGUUACCUGAAGGCAUGGUGUAA
This is a messenger RNA of Mitosporidium daphniae, 570 nucleotides long. RefSeq lists its product as uncharacterized. The coding region runs from base 1 to 570 and encodes 189 amino acids. Gene Ontology annotation, cellular component: small-subunit processome; nucleolus. NCBI's taxonomy places the organism in Eukaryota, Fungi, Microsporidia. The transcript has a single exon. The record is from RefSeq and is a predicted model, not a curated record.